Molecule: messenger RNA, 5265 nt
Organism: Plasmodium knowlesi strain H
Lineage: Eukaryota; Apicomplexa; Aconoidasida; Haemosporida; Plasmodiidae
Product: P-type ATPase, putative
Exons: 1
Coding region: 1-5265 (1754 amino acids)
Biological process (GO): phospholipid translocation
Cellular component (GO): plasma membrane
Molecular function (GO): nucleotide binding; ATPase-coupled intramembrane lipid carrier activity
Source: RefSeq, a predicted model, not a curated record
AUGCUGCACACCCAAGUAAUGAACCUCCUUGAGUGGGUAUCCACCAAAAUCAAGGGGAAGAGCAACGAAAACAGAAUAUAUCUUAUCUCAAACUUUGAAGUUAGGAAGGAAAACCAUGAGCUAUACAUAAAGAAAGCUCACGAAAAGCUAAAGGAAGAGGACCUCAACAUAGACCUAAUAUUUGGAAAAAAACAUAGGAAUGAAAUAAGAACGGCAAAAUAUAAGGUGUAUAGUUUCCUACCACUGAUCGUGUUCUUUCAAUUCCUACGUUUGGGAAAUUUGUACUUUCUCUCCAUCUCCAUGCUACAACUCAUCCCAGAAAUUACAGACUCUAAGGGAAUGCCAACCUACCUAAUCCCUCUAGUAUUCAUUAUCGUUGUCGCUAUGAUCAAGGAAUUUUUCGAAGACCUACAAAGACAUAAAUCUGAUAAUGAAGAAAACAGUAAGAAGACAAUGGUUUUUGAAGAGGGCAUCUUGAAGGAGAAAAAAUGGGCAGAUGUAAAGGAUGGAGAUGUCGUGAAAAUAUUUUCCUAUGAAUAUUUCCCUGCUGAUUUAAUUAUUCUCAAUUCGUCAAACAAAAAAGGAAUUGUAAAUAUUGAAACGAAGAAUGUUGAUGGAGAAUCCAACGUGAAGCAAAAAUAUUGUCUUCCAGAUGUAGUUAAAUAUUUCCAGGACGAUAAACAUGCUGGCUACUGCCAAAUGGAAUUAAUAAGUGAAAGUCCUAAUGAUAAUAUUUUUGAUUACAAGGGGCAUAUGCUCUUACCUCCUCUUCAAUAUAAAAAAGACGGAGGACAAGUAGUGCAUUUUUAUGAUGCGUAUAAAGGAGGAACCGUUUCUGGGGAGGAUCCAACUGGGGGCACAAAAAGAAAGAAAACAGAAAAAAAACGAAAAAUAAAUAGUAGUAAUAACAGUAUUAAUAAUAGUAGUAAUAACAGUAUUAAUAAUAGUAGUAAUAAUAGUAUUAAUAAUAGUAUUAAUAAUAGUAGUAAUAAUAGUAGUAAUGAUAAUAGCUAUCAUACGGAUGAAGAGAAUAAGGAAGGAGGCACCCCCACAUGGAAUGACAAGGGGGGAAAUGAUUACUCCAAUGAAGAUCACCUCUGUUCCGAACGUACAGUUGUCCAGGCCACCAUAGACAAUGUAGUCCUUAGAGGAACAUCACUUGUAAACACAAAGUGGAUCUAUGGACUUGUUAUCAACACAGGAAAUAGAACCAAAUUGAUGAAGAAUGCCUCUACCAAGUCAAGACAAAAAUGGUCUAGACUAGAAUUCGUUUAUGGGAACCAUGUUAUCGUUCUCAUAAUAUGCCAGGUGUUAAUUUCCUUCAUCGUUGCCAUAGCUGGCGUUUUAUGGAUGAGGAGAAAGGGUUACAAGUUAUGGUACUUAAAUUUAGGUCAUCAGGCCGAUAGUCUCAAAACUUUCUUUAUUACCAUUGGCUCCAUGAUUCUUCUGUUUGGAUCGUUCAUACCAGUGGAUCUACUCCUAAUUUGGGAGGUCGUUCGUCUUCUACAAGGAUAUCUAAUAAACUGGGAUAACGAUAUGUACAGCACCAAAAGUGGGAGGCAUGCAUUAAGCAAAGCUGGACAGUUACUUGAAGAAAUGGGAAACGUCACGCACAUUUAUUCAGACAAGACUGGCACUCUCACGCAGAAUAUUAUGCAGCUGCAGAAUAUCGGGCUCGGGAACAAGGGUAUCUAUGGGUUUUACGAUUUUAGCAACAUUAAGGAGAACAUCAGAAGGAAGCACGGGGGGGGUAGCCAUGACAGUUCUGACCCUUUCUCCCCAGGGAGUGCAAAAAGUGUGGAAAGCCGAAUGAGCAGGAUGAGCGGGAUUAGCGCCGGGGAGGAUUUACCCACCAGGAACAGUGGAAACCUGAAGAUAAGCUCGGAGCAUGGCAGGGGAGAGUCGAGCGAAUUUCCCCCCCUCACGUGGUCCAAGACUUCCGUCAACCCACACAAGGAGAAGAAGAACCUCAUGCACAGGAACAGCCUCGCCAGCGAGCACGCAACCGCGGAUGUCUACACGGAGGACGAUUUCGAAAGGGGAGAAAACGAGUUUGUUUUCUUUAACAGAAUUCUCUUUGUCAAUAAAAUUUACAGCAUCAGGAAUGACGUGCAGGAUCAGGUGCACUUCCUCUUGCUCGUGCUCAGUCUUUGUCAUAGCGCCAUGAUAAGGAAUAUAGACAUCGACGAGAUGGAAGAGGUAGGGGGUGCGGCGAACGAGACAGCUGAAAGUGCUCCUGUUUCGGCGGAACCCAUGGUGGGACCCUCUGUCGAAUCCAAAGCCGGUGAAGAACUCGAUUCCCUUGCCCCCUCCCGUGCGGCAUCCAGCGAAGGAAACCUGGAGAAGACCAAAAUAUUCGACCGGGAAACCAUGAUCAACUACACAUACCUCACUCAACCGCAGCCGCAGUACGACGCUAGCUCGCCGGAUGAAUUGGCGCUGAUAAGCACGGCUCUCUAUCUGGGUUGCGAAUUCGUGAAUAGACCCAACCUGACGAGGAUCGAAAUUGAGCUGACGUCCACGUUCGCGCAGAGGUUCAUCCUGGGGGAGAAGGCGUACAACGAUUUUCUGCAGAAGAAGGGUUACUAUGAAGACAAUUUUGAUGCCUGCUUUCCGGAGGUUAAUUCUCCUAUGGAAGGGAGAAGACAGCCCAAGCUGAAUGAUACCACUGAGAGGGGGGACGCCAACCAGGGAGGCGACAAACGGGGAGGCGACAAACGGGGAGGCGACAAACGGGGAGGCGACAAACGGGGGAGUGGAAAGCGGAUAAGCCACGUAGAGGAGGGAGGCGGCAUUCUCCACAUGUCUAUCCCGAUGAAGAAUAUCUUUGGGGCGAACAAAGCCAGUCCAAAGGAGGUGAUCAAAAGUGAGGGAAAAAAAAUCAAGCGGGUGGUUGUGCCUAUAUUGGCCUACGAAAUAUUAGACGUCUUCGCAUUUGACAACGUGAGGAAACGCAUGUCCUUAAUUAUAAAAAAUGAGAAGAAAGAAAUCUACAUGCUAGUCAAGGGAGCGGACACCAGUGUGUUGAAGCUAGCGGCAAAGAAUCAAGAGCACAUAGUAGACCACGUGAUGUACCAGUUGAAUGCAUUUGCUACAUCUGGAUUAAGAACCCUCGUAUUAGGAUACAAACAUCUAACGCAAGAGGAAUUUAAUAAAAUGUAUCAGGAACAUGUGGAGGCAAGAAAAAGGUUGGAGAUGCGAAAAGACGAUGAUGGAAGCUUGGGUAAGUUCUACGAUGAAGCAGAAGAUAAUUUAAUUAUUAUUGGGUGUACGGGGGUGGAUGAUAAGUUGCAGGACGACGUUCCGCAGGUUAUACAGGAUCUGCGGGACGCUGGAAUUACCAUCUGUGUUCUCACAGGAGAUAAAUUAGAGACGGCCAUAAAUAUAGGACAUUCAAUUAACAUAUUAAAUAAAGAAACAUACAACGCAGUGUUCACGGAAACGGACCCGACUGUCUUGUUAGAACAAAUGAUUAUUCAUGAAAAGAAUACGAACGCAGCGAACUUGCUAAAUGUGGACCAUGGAACCAAGUGGUGGAAUAGCGUCAACUGGGAAAACCUAAACUUAGACCUAAGAUCAGAAACUAUUUUGAAUUUUAUGAAAACUAAUUUUUACGGAUCUAUGAAGAAAAGCAUCGUCUCUUCUUCUAACAUGUACAAUUUGAAGAACGAGAAUUCAUUACCAGAACUAGCCAAACAGGAAAAGAUAUUCAACUCUUUCCUUGAGUCGAGUGAAUCGUUUCAUAACAACUGCAACGAUGGGGAAAAGGGAAGAAACAAGGACAAGGUCCACUACUCACAGUUCUCUAUAACCAUCACGGGAGAAGCAUUAGACGAAAUUAUGAAGAGCAAAAUUUUAAAAAUAAAAUUCUACACCUUAGCUAGAAGUGCAUCUACACUCAUUGCUUGUAGAGUGACUCCAAAACAGAAGUCCCUUUUGGUGAAAGAGAACUCUGCUUUCAAUCCAAGGGGCACCUCACUAGCCAUUGGAGAUGGGGCAAAUGAUGUGGGCAUGAUUCUAAUGGCUAAUGUUGGCGUCGGAAUAGCUGGAAAGGAGGGGUUACAAGCAGCCAGGUCAUCAGACUUUACCAUAAGCGAAUUUAAGUACUUAAAAAAAUUACUCUUCGUCCAUGGAAGGGAAUCUCUCAGGAGGAAUUCCUUUUUAGUAUACUUUUGCAUUUUUCGAAAUGUGAGCUUUUGUCUGUGUUCGAUGGUUCUAAAUUUCUGGACAGGCUACAGUGCUAUAGAUGCGUGGAACCCCUGGACCAAGCAAAUUAUUAACAUUGCUUUUACUUCUCUCCCCGUUAUUUUUUUUGUCGCCCUGGAUAAGCAGCUCCCUCACCACAUCCUCUUAAAAAAUCCUCUUCUAUAUGAGACAUCUCCAUCCACGUUAUGGCCCCUUUACUCCAAUAAGAAGAUAGAAUUCUACACCGACAAGAUAAAGCGGAUUUACAGAAACAUUUUCCAUUUCUGUCUUAUACCGUUUAGAUUAAUUCCAUUCUUUCAAAAGUCCACGAACAAAAUGAAGUCCUGGAUUGGCAAACGAUCGAAACCGGAGAAGUACAGAUCCUACGGUACUCACUACCUUUUCGUUUAUUUGCUCUUUGCCAUUUGGCUAGCUACAGUGGAAACUAUCAUUAUGCUCCAUUUUGCGACUGGUCAGGUGGACCCAAUAAUCAAGGACCACCACAAUGUAGAUAUAGACUUCCAUACAUUUUCGCAAAUUCUCUACACCCACCACGUCAUAGCAGUUAAUGCUGUCGUUGUCCUUUUAACCAACACAUGGUUCGUUAUUUCUCACAUUGUCCUGUGGAUAGAAAUUAUCGCCACAUUCCUUUUCUGGUUCAUAGUGAGUAACAGCAAACUCUUUCUAGAUAUUAUAGGAGCUGAUGAAUUGCAUGGUACAUUUGAAAAGGCACACUCCUCAGGCAACUUCUACCUAUCUAUGCUCGUCUCCCUGUACGUUUCCCUCCUGCCUUUGAUUCUCCUUAUGACAUACCAGUUCAUGAGAAAACCCACCAUGGAGCAAAUUGUCCUGGAACAACUCAAGCUAGGUAAAUUUGAAGGUCUCCGAAAAUACGAAGUUAAGAAGCUCGCCUACAUUGACAGCAAGAACAGUUCCCAUGUCUUUUCGCAUAAGGGCUUCGCCUUCGCCGUGGAGGCCAAGGAGGCCUUUUGGGGUCUUGUGCAGAAGGCCAUUUACAAAAUUAAGAUUCCGCUCACCAAGGACGAGACGGGUUCAGCAAAACCGAGACGGAAAAAUUGA